CAGAAACUAGAAAUAUAUAAAAAUAUAUAUAUAUUUUUUUCCGGUGGUAUAGAUCUGAAUCAGAGAAUUGGUAAGUAGUAAGAACCCUAGCUUUAGAUUCGUCAGAUUCUGAUUACUCGAAUCAAAGCAGGGUUUUUGACACUAAAAAUCCGAUCUCGUGAAGUGUGUUUUGCAUCGAAUCGGAAAAUAUGAAAGAAGGGAAAUCAUCGAAGUCGUCGAGUCAACAAGAGCAGCAUGAACAGAUUUAUCAUCAAAACAGUCACUUGGGUUCUUUCAACUUCGCCAAAUUGUUUGAUUCUGAAGCUUCCUGGGACAAGGAUCAACUGGGAGAUGUGUUGCAUUGGAUCAGGCAAGUAGUUGGUUUACUCUGCGGAUUGUUGUGGGGUGCGAUACCUUUGGUAGGAGGCAUAUGGCUUCUUCUAUUUCUUGCAAUCUCCUCUGGCAUAGUAUAUGGUUACUAUGCAUUGGUUCUAAAGAUCGAUGAAGAAGACUUCGGUGGUCACGCAGCUUUGCUCCAGGACGGUCUAUUUGCUUCUCUAAGUUUAUUCCUGCUUGCGUGGAUUCUGGUGUAUAGCUUGUCUAGCUUCUGAUAGAGACACAGUAUCUCGCGCUUGAGCUGCUCCGUGAAGAAGUUUAGCAGAACGUACCUUUCAUGGUUUCUCCAAUUUACGAUGUGCCCUUCAUGCUUUUGUUUUCUGAAGAUGGGAACUAGCAUUGGUAGAUUUUCAUUUUUCUGAUGGAACUUUUGGUUUCCUUUUGUUCUUGUUAAUUACUUUGUGUAAUAAAAAUGAGUAUUAUUAUGCAAGGAUACAGUAUGUGUUUAGUACAAAACUAUUACUUCCAUUACUAAAAAUUUGGGACAAAAAGCCUCACUGAUUAAUCAGGGCGAAGUUGUCCUGACGAAAGAAAAAAAAUCUCA
Messenger RNA from Arabidopsis thaliana (thale cress), 919 nucleotides. RefSeq names its product Rab5-interacting family protein. The coding region runs from base 189 to 590 and encodes 133 amino acids. Gene Ontology annotation, cellular component: mitochondrion; endoplasmic reticulum membrane; cytoplasm. The record is from RefSeq and is marked reviewed. The transcript is spliced from 4 exons. Gene Ontology annotation, biological process: mitochondrial respirasome assembly. Lineage: Eukaryota; Viridiplantae; Streptophyta; Magnoliopsida; Brassicales; Brassicaceae.